Messenger RNA from Elgaria multicarinata webbii, 2308 nucleotides. It is a transcript of the gene PRRG2, whose product is annotated as proline rich and Gla domain 2. The transcript has 7 exons. Gene Ontology annotation, molecular function: calcium ion binding. NCBI's taxonomy places the organism in Eukaryota, Metazoa, Chordata, Lepidosauria, Squamata, Anguidae. Bases 268 to 885 code for a protein of 205 amino acids. Gene Ontology annotation, cellular component: extracellular region; plasma membrane. The record is from RefSeq and is a predicted model, not a curated record.
CUCGCCUCGGGCAGCUUCUCCUGCGUCUAUCCAGGAGACCUCGCUCGCUUUCCAGCUGGUUUCCCACCUGCCCUGGAUGACGACAGAAUGAGAAUUUCUCCUUUUCUACCUUUCCCCUCCGCCUGCUGAUGCUUGGAUCGCUUUCCAGCUCGUCACACCUGGCUUCCUAACGUGGAUAAGCGGGGGCUCUUUGGGAACAGCCUGGUGCUUUUGUCCUGUCCAACGUACCUGCUGUUGUCCACCCACGAUUUCCGCGCAGGACCUGUCAUGUGGUGUCCUCCGUGUCUUCUCUUGCUGGUCCAAGCUCUAGCCCCUAGUCUCGCUGGCUCCCUCCAGAGGCACCCUGAACACCAGCAGUCUCAAGAGGAUCCAGUGUUCCUAGAUGACUCUAUGGCACACAGAUUCCUGGGCCGUAAGCUUCUGUAUAACCACUGGGAUUUUGAGCUGAUCGUCCCAGACAACCUGGAGCGUGAGUGCAAAGAGGAGGUUUGCAGCUACGAGGAAGCCCGCGAAGUCUUUGAGGACGACAUCUUAACAAAAGACUUUUGGGAGAAAUACCCACACAAUGGGAAAGGAGGAGCAAGAACCUCUGGUGUGGAUGUGGCUGGCUUGGUGGCCGGGCUCAUAGCAGCACUGGUGUCUGCAGUCAUGAUUGCUGUCGUGGCCAUGUAUUGUUUCAAAUACCGGGCGAAGCAGAGGAGGCAGUCCAGGACUCAAGACAGUUUGCAUCCUGGGGUACCCCUUGCCAGCUUUGAUGACGAGCCCAAGCCAGAGUCAGCACCAGGGCUUCCCACCUAUGAGCAAGCGUUGGAAGCAUCAGGCAUGCACGAUGCACCACCUCCACCUUAUAACAGGAAUAGCACCAACAUGCCCCCACCAACCUGAGUUGUCAACAGCAGAAUCAACAUUCCUGGAAGACUUCCUGACCACCCCGCCCCCUCUGGGGCACAAAAGACACUAUGCAUACACAUGAUGCAUACAUGAAUAUGUGACAUUUAUGUGGACAACUGAACCAGUGUAUUAGAGAUACACUGCACUACAUGGAAAAUGUAUAUAUGUGUUAAGUGUGCAAGAGGGACUGCUCCAUUAUGUUGUUUGUAAAAUGAAACUCUGUCAUUGCAAAUGUGAAUAAUACGACUGAUACUCACUACACCAUUUUGCACAGAUUUCUCUAGAUCAAAUUCCUUUCUCCUCUCUGCCACCUGCCUCAUGAACAAGGUUUGGUCUAGUUGUGUUUUCUAUUAUGUGGAAGAGUUAGAGUGUGUAGACAUGCUUGCUUAUGCUGGAUAAAUGACGAAGAACUCAAUGGCUCUGACAAGAAAUCUUAUGAUCUAAAACUGGGACCCAGCCUAGUAAGCCACCCUGGACUAUGUGUACUCUGAGCUAGAUGCAGAAAGGAACAUGGGUGUAUAAGGUCAGCCCUUGUGAUUGGCAUUUAGUAUGAUGCCUCUGGAUUGGCUAGGCCUGACAUAAAUUCUGGUAGCCUGGCUAUGUGAAUGCCCUUGCCUGUUCAACAGAGCAUCUGUCAUGGCCCUGUUAGAGGAAUUCUCUUCAAAGGAAGAGCUUGAGCUCCCAGAGACAAGCAACAUUGAAGACCAGCCCAUGCCAGAAGUCCAGGAGGAGCCUGGACUCUUGGGUGAGAUGACCACAGGUCCAUUCCUGCCAGAGGAAGGGAACUCUUAUCUCUGAGACAAAGGCUGAAUGACCACCUAACCCCAAGAGAAGUGGCUUCUCAAGAGGCAGGCUAGAUCGACCCUCUGUGAGAAUGAAUGGCCAUUUGCCAAGGGAGACUCCUUAUGAAUAAAGGACUCCUUGUGAGUAGGGCCCUCCUCAUGAGGAGAUCUUCUUCCAAAAACCCUCUGAUGCACUGCAGCUGAGUCCUGGGUGGGCUCUUGGAAGUUCUAGCUCAUAAGCCUCAGUCCUAGGCAGAGAUAAGAACAUAAGUGCCAUGCUGGAUCAGAGCAAGGGUCCAUCUAGACCAGCACUCUGGCUGCAGGAACAACACCUUUACUUCAGCUUCCAGUAACUUGUUCUUCUUGGACUGAUAUCUUGUGCUGCUGACCGCUGGAUUCCUGAUGAGAUCCUGCUUUUGGAUUACCCUUUUCCUGGACUGGUAAUACUGUGUACUUUUGACCUUUUGCUUGCCUUUUGAUUUUGCUAAACAGAUUUGCCCUGAGCUUACCCCAGGGCUGAGCCCAACCUAGCCAAAGAAAGCAACACCUGCUAAAGCUACUGACCUCAGGAUUCCUGUUAUGGAGAACCCAGCCUCCCCUGUCUAAGAAUGUAGGACACACCGGAAGCUGCCUUA